CCAAAAAUGUGCAACAGAUCUGUAUCCCCAUUUUGCGCGAUUUUAUAGAUACAACUCGAUAGAGAAAGCUUGAAUGCAGAUACGAUUUGGAAUCUCAUCUGUAGUUACUUAGUUCACUAUGGCUGUAGUUAGACGUGAAAGCUGUGAAUGCAGAUACGAUGUGUUCUUGAGUUUCCGAGGCGAAGACACUCGGAAGACCUUUACCGAUCAUCUCCACACGGCGUUGGUCAACGCCGGACUCAGCACCUUCAGAGAUGAAGAUGAGCUUGAGAGAGGUGAACAUAUUAGGGUGGACCUGCACAAAGCCAUUCAGCAAUCAAGAACUUCUGUAAUUGUGUUCUCAAAAGACUACGCGUCGUCCAGAUGGUGCCUUGACGAGCUUAUCAUGAUCCUUGAACGCAGGAACAAGACCUGCGGCGGCCGAGACCACCGCCAUGUCGUUUUGCCCGUGUUCUAUGAUGUUGAUCCCUCCGAUCUGAGGAAGCAGACGGGAAGUCUUGCAAAAGCAUUUUCCAGGCACCAGAAGAUGGAAGCGUCAAGCAAGGUCGACCGAUGGAGAGAAGCACUGCGAGAGGUUGCAGAUCUAUCCGGAAUGGUGUUACAGAAUCAAGCUGAUAGGCACGAGGCAAAGUUCAUCAAAAAAAUUGUUAAAGUUGUUGCUGACAAGUUAAGCCGGACGCCCUUAAGUGUUUCUCCUAAUCUGGUUGGGAUUCUUUCUCGAUUCGAAAGAAUUGACAUAUGGUUACAAGAUGAAUCAAUUGAUGUUGGCAUACUUGUAAUUUACGGAAUUGGUGGGAUAGGGAAGACAACCAUUGCAAAAUUAGUUUACAAUUUAAAUUUUGAGAAGUUUGAUGGGAGCAGUUUUCUUGAGAAUAUCAGGCAAUUCUCGGAGCAACCUAAUGGCUUAGUUUGGAUGCAAACAAAACUUCUUCUUGAUAUUGGGAAGAAGGCGCAAAUACACAGUGUUAGUGAGGGCAUUUCAAAGAUUGAAAAAGUCUUGCGCUCUAAAAGAGUUCUUCUUGUUAUUGAUGAUGUGGAUGAUCUGGAGCAACUAGAAGCACUGCUUAUGAUGCAUGAUAAGUUUUGUCGCGGAAGUAGAAUCAUCAUAACAACUAGGCAUGCAAGGUUGUUGCAUGUUGAUCGAGCUAUUGAGGUCUAUAAGCUUGAAACUUUGGAUUUCAACGACGCAUUGAAGCUGUUCAGUUGGCAUGCUUUCGGACGACACCAUCCUAAAGAAGGUUACAUGGAACUUUCAGAAAGGCUAGUACACCACAGCGGAGGUCUUCCAUUAGCUCUUAAAGUUUUUGGUUCUUCUCUAUCAAGGCAGAGCAUAGACGUAUGGGAAAGUGCAUUACAGAAACUGGAAGUAAUUCCAAAUGGUGAAAUCAUGAAGAAACUCAAAAUAAGUUAUGACUCUUUACAAGACAGACAUGACAAAGAUUUGUUCCUCCAUAUUGCUUGUUUCUUUGUUGGUAAGGACAGAGAUUACAUUGUUGGAAUACUAGAUGGAUGCGAAUUCUACACAGUGGUGGGCAUUCAGAAUCUUAUUGAUAGGUGUUUGGUAACCAUUGAUGGAGAUAACAAGGUGCAGAUGCAUCAAAUGAUUCGUGACAUGGGAAGAGGAAUUGUUCUUCUAGAGUCAAAUGAACCCGGAGAACGUAGCAGAUUAUGUCAUCCUACACAUUCUUUCAAAGUAUUGGCAGAAAGAAAUGGAACAAAAAAGGUUGAAGGUCUUGUCUUGGAUAUGCAUAAGCACCCUGCAUUCACUCUUUCACGAGAUUCAGAUGAGGUAGUACUCUUGGAAACCAAAGGAUUUGUAGGGAUGCACAAUCUAAAAAUGCUCCAGCUUAGUCAUGUAAAACUCACUGGAAGCUACGAGGAACUCCCACCGGGGCUAAGAUGGUUGUGUUGGUCUAAAUGCACUUUGGCCUCUAUACCGAGUGGCUUUUCUUUGGAUAACUUGGUUGUUCUUGAAAUGCACUAUAGCGGUUUGAGAAAAGUCGGGAGGGGAAGCAAGGUACAUGCGUAUCUUCCAUCAUUGAAGGUCCUUGAUCUCAGCUGUUCCGGUCGACUUACUGAAAUAACUGACUUCGCGGCAUUCCCUAUUCUGGAGAGACUGAUUCUUAAAGAUUGUGCCAGCUUAGUUGGUGUUCAUCAAUCCAUUGAAAAGCUAGAGAGACUAGUUUACUUGAAUCUAGAGGGUUGCAAAACUAUUCAGAAGCUUCCGGAAAACAUUUCUAUGCUGAACUCCCUGGAAACACUGAUUAUCUCUGGGUGCUCAAAUCUUCAUGAGUUUCCGGUAAAGCUAAGGAUGCUUAAAUCUCUAAAAGUGCUCCAAACAAAUGAUAUUCCAAUAAGUUUAUUGGUCACUACUGAGGCCAGAUCAUGCCCAAAAGCAACCAUAAAUAUGUUUUGGGCUUCUUUACCCUCUACAUUAGUAGAUUUAAGUCUUGUAGAUUGCAAUCUUUCUGAUAAUGUUUUUCCUAGGGCUUUGGCUAACCUAUCCUCCCUGAAAAGCUUAAACCUAAGCCGAAAUCCAAUGCAUAGCCUGCCGAGUUGCAUCAGAGAUCUCACCAGGCUCGAUCAACUCUCUUUCUCCAACUGUAAGAAGCUCAAAUCACUCAUAGGGCUACCAAGAGUAGGAGAACUGAUGGUGAACAACUGCACAUCAUUGGAAAAAAUUUCAUCUCAGUCAUUGUCAGACCUGCCUCAGUCACUAGGUUUUUGUGGAAAUGAAGGCCUAGUUGAGAUUGAGCCUUGGUAUAAGUUAGAACCCCUUGAAAAAGUUGACGAGGAGAUGAUCAACCUUUUAGCCUUAACUGACUUGGAUCCCAAGGAAGAGAUAACGUUGCACACCAUAGAUGAGCAGAAAGUUGAUUCUGGAACAAUGUAUCCCCUCCAGGGACUCUAUGAAUUUGGGAUAUUCCACACCUUUCUUCCUGGAGACCAGGUUCCAGGAUACUACAGCCAUAAAAGUAAUGGGACGUCAAUAUCUUUUACUAUACCAUUACAUCCUGAUCGAAGGAUCCGAGGAUUGAAUGUCUUCUCUGUCUAUGAAAAUUCAGAUGAUGUUUCUCAACUCAUCUAUACGGGUGUUAACUUACCUAAUCCAAUCAUAACUAAAGUCAUUAAUAAGAGCAAGGGUCUGAAGUGGAUCUUUGGCCCAACAUUCUACGGUAUUCCAGAUAAUGGAAAAGAUAUGAUUUGGCUAAGUCACUGGAAGUUGGAGAAUCAACUGGAGGGUAACAAUAAGGUGACUGUCUCAGUAUUUAUGGAACCUUGGCUUCAGGUGAAGCAGUGUGGCGUCGAGCUUGUGUAUGAGCAGGAGAGGAAGAGCAGCUACGACAGCUCGGAUCCUUAUUCAUAUGUCAUUGGAACAGGGUUUUCAGAAGAGCAGGAGGUGAUGCCAGGAACAUACUUCCUCUGCCCUAGACCUGCUUCAAUGGAGAAUUUAGAGUUGUGUAGGUCAAUUUGGUUCACAAAGCUCAUUAGGGACUCUGAAGAAACAGAUAAGGAAGGGGAACAAGAAGAUCAUCACAACAAGUGCUGUAGCAGAAGCUGCAAGAUUCUCAUUAUGGCAUUAUUUGUCCUUUUUUUUCUGGUCACUUUCAUUCUCUCCCAGUCCUCCCAUGGAGAAUUGUGACCUAAAUUUAUGUUUGAAUACUUAUAAUUUGGGGUAAAGGUUUUUUGAAGUCCGGUUAUUACCAAAUGCAAUCUGUUUGGGGUACCUAUAUCCUAGCAGAUGUAAUACAGUUGUUUUUGUACAUUUCCUUGGUUCUGUGCUGGGUUUCUCAUUCUAUGGCUUUCUUCUGUCAUCUAUGACAGCAAUCUGUAAUGAUUCUUCUGUUCCAAAUAUAAUAAAUGCAAUGAGUGAA
Messenger RNA from Argentina anserina (silverweed cinquefoil), 3875 nucleotides. Its product is annotated as disease resistance protein RUN1-like. The record is from RefSeq and is a predicted model, not a curated record. NCBI's taxonomy places the organism in Eukaryota, Viridiplantae, Streptophyta, Magnoliopsida, Rosales, Rosaceae. Gene Ontology annotation, biological process: defense response; signal transduction. Gene Ontology annotation, molecular function: ADP binding. Bases 119 to 3643 code for a protein of 1174 amino acids. The transcript is spliced from 6 exons.